CCGAAAAAACCCAGAGCACAGGAAGGGGAGAGGAAACACGUAGAGAGCCUGGCGGAGAGACGCCUGCCCGCAGCUGCAGCUCGAAGGAGCGAGCGCUGCCUUCUGGAGGAGCCGGAGCUCCAUUGUUCCCAAAGAGCGGCUUGUUUCUGCGCUUUUCCCUGGCUCAGGAGGAGGAGGGAGCCCCCCAUGCUAAGCUCAGGGACAAUGGAGGAAUUCGUGACCGAAGAGGAAGAGCCGUGGUACGACCAGCAGGACCUGGAGCAGGACCUCCACUUGGCAGCAGAGCUGGGAAAGACUCUGCUGGAGAGGAACAAAGAGCUGGAGGAUUCCCUGCAGCAGAUGUACAUCACUAAUGAAGAGCAAGUGCAAGAGAUCGAGUACCUGUCGAAGCAGCUGGAGGUUCUCCGGGACAUGAACGAGCAGCAUGCCAAAGUGUACGAGCAGCUGGAUGGGACUGCCAGAGAGCUGGAACGCACCAACCACACGCUGGUGAUGGACAGCAAGAGCUCACAACAGAAGAUAGAGGGGUUAACAGCAACCAUUGAGACUUUGCAGAACCAGGUGGAGUCUCUCUCAGGGCAGGUGGACCAGCUUCGCUCCAUGGAGCAGCUCAGAGUCAGGAGAGAGAAGAGGGAACGACGCAAGACCAUCCACUCCUUCCCUUGCCUGAGGGAGCUUUGCACAGCACCCAGGUAUGAGGAUGAGUUUGUCGUGGGCAGGGCUGAGAGCUUUACUGUGGAUGCAAAGCGUCCACCGUUUGAAGAGGAGAACCAGCAUCUGAGGGAGGCGGUGUCUGCGCUACGAGCGGCCGCCCGGACUGAGAGAGGUCGAAGGGAAGGGGUGGAGAGAGAGUGCAACCUCCUUCUUGCAGAGUUCUCCCGCCUGCAGACACGGGUGCAGGAUGCUGAGAGCUGCCAGGCGAGGGUACGGGAGUUGGAAGUGGAACUACAGGAGCUGCAGCAGUUACGUCGUGCUCGGACUUUCCUGCUGAGCAGCGAGGACGACGGCGUGACUCUUACCCAGACUGUCCUCAAUAGCACCCCAGAGACUGACACCUUCCUGGAAGUUGAAGUCGGGGAGACAGGAGGAGGAGUGAGGGAGGAGAAUGAAGGCGGAGGAGGUGUGGGAGGGGAAGCCCUUCCCGAGUCCAGCCCUGUGAGGAAAAGCUGCAGCGACACUGCGCUCAACGCCAUCGUCGCCCGUGAUGCAUCCGGCCGCAGGAGAGGCAGCUAUGCGCUUCACGCAAACAGUGUGAGGAAGAGAGGGAUGUCCAUCCUGAGGGAGGUGGACGAGCAGUACCACGCCUUACUGGAGAAAUAUGAGGAGUUGUUAGGGAAGUGUAGGCGUCACGAGGAGAGCCUGUGUCACGCCGGUGUCCAGACUUCCAGACCCGUCUCCCGAGACCCGUCCAUGAAAGACUGUGCCAUGGGUCCCACCCCAGCGCCUCCCCCUACCCCCACCCAGUCACCCUCCACCCCUGAGGCUAUUGAGAGCAUCAGCAAGCAGGUGGAGGCGGUGGAUAAGAGGCUGGGACAGAACACUCCAGAGUACAAAGCCCUUUUCAAAGAAAUCUUCUCUCGUAUCCAGAAGACCAAGAUGGACAUCAAAGCUACCAAAGCGGCUAAAGCCAGCAAAUCUGGCAAAUCUGGCAAAUCUGGCAAGUCUAGUAAACACUAAUGGUACAUUAAUUUGCUUUAGAUCAGUGGUUCCCAACAGGUUCAGUCACGGGGUCCAAAUUUCUCCUUAGUCAAGGUCUAUGCAUAAAUGAGCACCUGUUCAGUUUUAUUUUACAUAAUGUAACAUCAUGUUGGUUUAGAACACAGAGAAAUAAAACAUAUUGCAAUAAUUAACAGAAAUGGCACUUCAAAAUAAAAGCUCAGUGCCAGAAAUUCACUUUACUUCAAAAUAAAGUGUUUUUUUUUUUAUAUACAACCUUGACAUGUUCACCAGUUACUUGUGGACCUUUCAGAAUGAAUCUGUGACCCACUUUUGCACCACGACCCACCAGUUGGAAACCACUGCUCUCGAGAAGAUGAUAAUGUGCGAUUUCAGUGCUUGUGUUUGUGAACAGGGGCUUGGAUAUAACAUUCUUAUAAAGGGUGCUAGUUCAAAACACGUACAGUUCAGUUCAGUUGAGGUCAAAUUCGGUUUCAUUCAGAACUACACAAGAAUCUGGUAUGCAUGUUAUCAAUUUUAAAACUUUGCAAAAUUCAGACAUAUAUAUAUGUAUAAGAAACAUGAAUGAAUUUGUUAAGAUUGAGCCGCCCUUAAUUUUCUUUUUUUCUGUGUUCCGACUAAAUACUUACUGGCUUCACUGCCUGACUACAUUGGGCACGAUAACACAAUAACUGCAGUAUGCCUCUCAUGAGCCUCACAAGUGCACUACAUGUUGAAGCUUCACAAAAUAACACUAGAAUAUUGCAUCUCUUAUGAAAACAUGGGCAGAAAUCUAAUAUUAACAUGAGCUGUACCUGUUACUAUAAUGAACCCUACUAACAUUUUUAGGCUAUAAGCUAAUUACAGCACGAAAGACAGAUUGCUCCUCUCACAGUGCUGUCAGUCUCAGAUGGACUUGAGGUGCUAAUAAUUCUCUCAUCUCAUAUAUCUCCAUAAAAUGAACACUGUUCAAAGUUUAAAUAAGCCUUUAGUGUGGACAACUUUGCCACUCUCUUGCACCGUUCUCUGUGUGGGACUUUACAAUAGCUUUUUUAAAGUCUGUGGUGCCUCGGAGCUUUUAUAUAGAGAUUAUGAGGACUGAUUUUCUUCCCGACAGUUCGACAAAAAAAAUUAAGCCCACUUUCAUGUUUGCGCUCUACAUAUGAAGCUACAGCCAGGAAACAGUUAGCCUAUAGCUUAGCAUAAAGACUAGAAAUAGCUAGCCUGGCUUUGUUGACAAUUUUUUCAAGGGUAUGCCCCACAUGAUUUCUUUGCCAAGAGCAAAAACCACAAGCUGUUUUUACAUUGUUUUUUUUUUAAUGGAUUAAUAAUAAAAUGUGUUAAUUAGCAAGCAUUACAUUAGAUUUAGAUGAAGUCAGACCUAGCUGUUUAUCCAUGUUUUCAGCAAUUAGCUAAGUAAGCUAAGUGACUGCUGGCUGUAGCCAUUUGAGGAAAGCAAAUAAGUGUACUUCCCAAAAUGUUUAACUAUUUUGAUCUAGUGUUGAUUAUGUUAACACUUGUGCUUACCUUAAAAGUGUUCUGAUGCCACUGAAGUUUAAGUGAAGAAGAUAUGCUUACUAUAGGAAAGAAAUCCAGACUCAAGACUUAAUUUAAAUUGAUAAAAUUAUUAACUUCUCCCUUCACUGUGUUAAAGUCACUUCAACUCUGUUAUGACUUAUGAAGUACAUCUUCACCUGGACUACAUCAGCCCACUGGGGUAACAAUAAAGUAGCUCUCACAGAGAGGAAGUUAUUUUUAUUUAUAGUAGUGAGUGAUAUAUACAGUAUAGGGCUAUAGUUUGGAUAGUUAAACCUGUUGUGUUUUGAAUGUGUAGAAGUGAUGAUCCCACUAAAUGCUAAAAAAGCUGCUGUCUUGCAAAAGACAAUCCCUGCAGAUUGUUAUUUUCACUAUUUCCUGGGCAUUAUGGACACUCAUCAUACAGAAUAUAAAAACAAUGAGUUUUGCACCAUAUACAGUAUAACCAUUAUUUGGUUUUGGGGGAAACUGUUUUUGUUUCGACAUGUAACAGAGCAGGCAAUGAAAAUUGCAAAAUGACAGGAAUGAUAUCUCUUGAUUGCCGUUGGGAUUGUAAAUAAGAGGCCAUUGACUGAGGACAGCGUGGGGAUGUAGAUCCUUUGUAAAGAAAAUGGUCUAGUGGUGAAAACUUAUACGAGAAUUCUUAGGAGCUUUUUUUAUACAAGUGUUGAGACUAUUUUCCUUUAAUUAUAGCUGACACACUCUAUAGUCGAACUGUAACCAGUAUAAGGCUUCAAACCAGGGCUUUGUCUAAUACCUAGCAGUCUUACCAAACUAUAAAACUAACCUGCAAACAUAUUGCACCUUUUUCACUAUAUACAAUACAUAUGCCUUUUUCUGGGUAACCUCCUAUGUAUCAACCUUUGUUAUAAUGAAUGUUAUUACAGCUAAAUUUAUAUUGGAUUCUUCAGCAAAGUUGAAGACAUAGCAAAGCUUGAAACCUUUCACAUGUGGCACAGCUGACACCUGAGGGACCCUGCACUCAUGCUUGUGGCUAAUUUGUGUGUAUAAAAAGAGCAAAGGAUGGAUGUUAGCCUGCAUACUGGUACUGAAAUCAGAAAGGGAUCUUGUUAUUCCUUGUUAUGAUGAAAUAAAGGUUAAGUGAUUGUUGCUGCAGUUACGUCGAUGGUGAAUGAGGUGGUGUUUAGGUCAAUGCUCAUGUCUUUUUGAAUAAUGCGAGCAUAACGGAGGGAGGAGAAUAUGUGUUAGCGUAGACAAAACAAUGCCAAACCAGAGCCUGUUAUCAUUUUUUAAAGGCUCAUGAGGUUUCUGUACUGUAAUGUCUUACCUAUUGCACUUGAAAAUGUUUGACGCCUCAUCUUUUGCAUAUUUAGGAUAGCUAAUAUGAAAUUGUACCCGACUGUGUAUUUAUUUGUGUGUGAAUGUUUUUUUGUUUUUUUACUUUUUCAGUGCCUAUAUGUGAAUGUCACUAACAAAUUGUCAGAAUAAACCUAUUUAAUUUACUAUUAUUAUUCAGUUUAAAUGUGUGUAUUAUUGGUUAAGAUAUUGGCAUUAAUGUCUGCUCUUAGUUCAUAUCAUAAAUGAACUAAGACCUACUUUACCCUGUUAAUAAAGCAUCAAAUGUA
Messenger RNA from Plectropomus leopardus (leopard coralgrouper), 4778 nucleotides. RefSeq names its product cerebellar degeneration-related protein 2-like. Lineage: Eukaryota; Metazoa; Chordata; Actinopteri; Perciformes; Serranidae. The record is from RefSeq and is a predicted model, not a curated record.